AUGUCCUUAUUUCUGCUUUUAUUUGUUCAUUACUUAAGUAGUCUGGAAGUUAAAGAAAUGGAUUCAUUAUAUUAAUAUUGUUAAUAAUCAAUUAUAUUGUAAGGAAAUACCCAAAUCUCAAGUGCUUUUAGAUAUGGAUUAUGGUCAAAAUAUAAUCCUUUAACAAGCAUUAUUUAAGUUGGAAAUGUAGGUUUAUUUGAUAGUAAUUGUUUCCAUUUGCAUAGUGCAGUUGAAGAAUUAUCCCUAAGUCUUAAUCUAAUAUAUUAUGAUUGCAUAGAUGAUUCUUUAAAGAAAAUCUCUAAAACAAUUGCAUUUAUUGAUAAUAAUGAUAUGCAAAAUUCAUUUACAAUAGAUAUAGAUCCUUUUGAAUAUGAAAAUAUAUGGUAUUUUUUUGAAAUUUUAUAAUGUCCUUUUUAAGAAAGAUUUGAAUUAUUGUUUAUAUAUUAAUAGAAAACAAUUCGUAAGCAAUUGUAAAUUAAACAACCUUUUAAAGAUUAAUAUUUAAAGUUGAUUUUUGGAGGUAGCAUGAUAGUAAAAUAAUCAAAGAUUUAAACAAUCUCUUCAGGUACAAGAUUUUCUUAUUUUCCUGGUAAAUUGAUUAAAGUUGAAUAUGAAUAUAGUGAGAUUUCAAUAGAUGAUGAUCAAGAAGAGUUGGCAAGAAUAGCUUUUGAACCAUUCAAUAUUUGCAAUUGUAAGUUAAAUAAAAUAUUAAGAUUGAAUGAUAAUUCUAUGAAAUAGUUGGAUAAUUUAAUUUUUACUUCAGAGAAUAUUAAUUGCAAUUCAUUCCUAUUAUCUGGAUGGUUGAAAAUUACUGAUAUUAUUUAGAAUUAAGAUGAAUUCAUUUAUCAAUUCCUUAUGCUUUCAUCUAAUUUCUAAAAUUAAUUAUCCAAAAAAUCCUUAUCUCCAUUUACUUUAUCAUACAAAAUUUCUCCAUUAAGCAAUUAAAUAAUUGUUACAACAUAUAGUUAUAUAUUUCCAUCAGUCACAAUUAAUAAUUCUGAUAAUGAUCAUUAAAUAAUUUAAAAAGAAUUUGAUAUUUUAAAUAGUAUAACUCUUUGGUAAAAGUUAACAAUAUAACUUAUUGCUGACUAAUUGAUAAUUAAUAUUAAAUUUUAUGAAGAUUAUAAUAUUUAUGAAUAUAAUACUUAAGAGUAUGUAAAAUAAUUUUCUUGUACUUAAUUUAAACUUUAAUAUGGUAAUAUCUAAUAAUAGAAAAUGAAUUACUUAAAUAUUUUAUUUAGAAACUUUUUAUUUAACAAUUGUGAUACAGAUGAUAUUUAUUAAAGUUGUCAUUAUAGUUGUUAAGAAUGUGAUGGACCAUCAAAGAAUAAUUGCUUAUCAUGUACAAAAUAAAGAAUUUAUUUACAUGAAUACAAAGCAUGUGUUUGUCCAUUUAAUACUAUUGAUUAAGAGUCUUGUAUUUCUUAUUUAGAUUCAGGAUUAGAAUUAUCAAGUGUAAAAAAGAUAAUGACUAAAUGUAAAUAUGGUUAUUUUGAAUAUGAUAAUCUUUGCAUACGUUGGUAAAUUAUAUUUAAUUAAUAUAUUAGUCCUUCUAUUAUUAAUAAUUAAGUGGCCACUUGUUAAGAAUGUUUGUAGAAUCCUAGUAAAUGGAGUAAAGAACCCUAUUGUGAAAAUGAUUUAUUCUUUAAUUAAAAUGGUGAUGUUAAAACUAAUAUAUGGUAUGGUUAUAGUAUUUAUUUUCUUUUUGAUGAGAAUGAUUUGAUUUAUUGUAAAAAAUGCAAUAGCUCAUACUCUUUUAUUGUUGAUGAAUAUGAUAUAAAUAAUGAAAUCACUUUAGAAUAACAAUAUUUUUUAUUUUUAGAUACAUAUCCUGGUUGUUAUUAAAGUUUAAAAAGUAUUUAUGGUUAUUAUUGUAUAUCAUGUUAUCAAUCUUAUUAAUUGAUUGAUGGUAAUUGUACUUUAAUUAAUGGAGAUUCUAAUUAAUUAGAUUGUUUGACUCCAUAUUACCAAACUUUUUAAAGAAAAUGCAAUUUAUGUCCCAUACUUAAUUGUAAGUACUGUUUUGAAUAUUAAACAAAUGAUUUAUCUAAAUGUACUCUUUACAAUGACUUUGAAAAUUUUGACUCAGAUCAAGAAGUCAAAAUUGGAUGUGCAUUAUGUGAAUAAAAUUAUAUUUUUGAUUUUGAUGCUGGAAUCUGUGUAUUUAAUACUCCAAAAAUAUAAAAUUGUUUAAGAUCUUAUAUUUAUCAUGAUUAAGAAGUCUGUACAUUAUCAUAAAUUGAUGAUUUCAAUUUGGCUCCAGAAAUAAUUAAUUGUCAAAAUUAUUAACCAUAUUGUUUAUAAUGUAUUUAAUCUCCAGAAUACAAAAUUAAAUGUAUCAUUUGUCAGAUUGGAUACAUAACUUCUAUUACAACUGGAGGAUGUUAUUUAGCUGAUUAUUAUAAAGGAUGGGGAGUUAAAAUUAUGAUUGAAGGUGUUUAAAUUUUUAAAGAUGGAUGGAUAUAAAGAAUUCAGAGUUUCAUGAUGAAAUUUCUACCCAAUAAUUUUUUUUACUUUCAAGCUAAACUUGAUUAAAUUGUUGAAUAAAUGAUAGUUGAAUGUAUAGAGGGUUAUUAACUUGUCUCUUCUUAUUAAUGUUCUAAAUAUUGUGAUCCUUCAUGUUUGAAUUGCAAAUAUAAUUAUGAUAUAGGUUAUUAUUGUAACAGAUGUCCUUUAAAUUAAUACUAUUAACCUAUUAGAGAUUAAAUAAAUGGCAAAUGUUCUGAAUGCAGCUAACUUUGUUCAGUUUGUUAAAUACGAACAAAUGAUGAAAUAAAUGUAUUUAUUAUUUAUUUAAGUUUCAGAAUUAUCAGCAAAAUUUUAUAAUAAAUGAUUAAAAUUUCAUUUAUACUAAAAAAUGUUUAAAAUAGGUUUAAGAUCCUUAGAUCUAUUUAGAUCCAUAUGAUUAAAUUGCAAAGUAUUGUUUUGAUUAAACAUGCUCAUCAAUGUUUUUAUAUCAAAAAGAAAUUAAUUAUUGCUAUUGGUUUGAUAUUUUGUGGUAAUAAGACAUAAAUAUUGAGUAUUUCAAUAAAUUGGGCAUUGAUAGUUUGAUUAUUUAAUUUAUUUAUACUAGUCUUUAGGAAAUAUGUGUAUUACCUAACUUUUAAAUUGAUAGUUUACUUAAAACAAAAAUCUUUUCACUUAAAUUCAUUCAUUUCAUUUUGAGUUGCAGAAAAGGUAUGAUAUUAUAAAUGACUAAUAUUAUUACUUUGAAUAAUAUUGAUAAAUUGGAAAUUAAUUAAAUUAUUUUUAGAAACAUCUUUACCUUUUAUUUUUACAUUUAAAAUAAUAAUGCAAAGACUGAAUUACAUUUAUUUAAUGUUAGUUUUUUGGAUACUUAAAUAAAAGACACUAAAUCUAUCUUUUAAAGUUAACUAUUUGGUGAUGUGAAAAUGAUAAAUGUUUAAUUAUAGAACAUAGACUUUCAAAAUUCUUCAUUUUUUAAUUUAACAGAUUUCUAUAUUUAAGGAAUUGUAAUUAUAGAAAACUUUACUAUUCGAAAUUGUACUUUUUAUAAUUCAAAUAUCUUUUCAUUUAUUAAUAAUAAAGUUGUUUUAUCUGUUAAACAUCUUCUUAUAGAAGAAUGUUCAUUCAAAAAUUCCUAUAUUUAUGUUAUUGAUUCCAAUAUUUAACAAUUAAGUAAAUUAGAUUUUGAUAAUGUCACAAUUAAGUAGAGCAAUUUUAUAAACUCAAGUCUAUUAAAUUGUAACAAUUAUGUUUCACUUUCCUUAAUUAACUUUUAAUUUCAAUAAAAUACAUUAAUAUCAUCUAAUUUUUUUACUUCUAAUUAUAAUUUAUCAUUUUCAUAUAUUUAAAUCAUAAAAAACUAGUUUUUAGAAUCACAAUUUAUUUUUAUAAUUGAAAAGAAUGAAAAUAUAUCAAUUUUUGUACUUAUAGAUUAAUUUGAGGCUUAAGACAAUUAAUUAUAGAAUUCUAAAUUCUUGAAAGUAUAAACUAAUUAAGAAUCAUGCAAAAUUGAUUUAGUGAUUAGUAAUUUAGUGUUUAAUGAAAUAACAAGUGUUAAUAAUUCAGAUAAUAAAUAAUAUCUCUUUAAAAUUAGAUGUUUUAAAUUAAAGAUUUAAGAUUUAAUUUUUCGUAACCUUAAAAAUAUAUACGUUUUUAACAUAUUUGAAGGUAAUGAUAUAAUAUUUUCAAAUAUAAUUUAUGAAAAUUCUGCAUAAAUUUAUUAACUGCCAUUUUCAUAUUAUUGUCAAAAUAAAAUUAAUGAGAAAAACCAACUAUUAAAAAUAGAGAAUUUCUUUAUUUUAACGAUUAUUUCUGUUUAAAUUAUCAAUUAAUUUACUAUUGAUGAAUCUUUUAUUGAUUUAUAAUAGAAAAAAGAAUUCACUAAUUUUUCAUAAUUAGAAAUUACUAAUCUUAUUUUUAUUGGAAACUUAUAAAUAUUUAAAGAAUCCCCUAGAUCUAUUUCACUUUUAGCUCUAAAUACAGAAUGGAGUAUUGAUGUUAAAGUAAAUAGAAUUAAAUUUUUGGAAAAUUGUUUUCACUCUUUAUCAGAGAGUUUUUUGUAAUCUUAUGCUUCUUUACUUUUCUUAAAUAUGAAAUCAAGUAAUAUUUAAAUCUCUAAUUUUUUGUCUGAAAAAAAUGCAUUUAUAAAUUCAUCUAAUUCUUUUGUAUAUAUCAAUUCAAAAAUUGUAAUUAUAUAAAAUUUGCAAAUUUCUAAUCACAAUGUACUAACUUAUUAAUUAUGGGAAAGGUUUUAUGGUGUAAAAUUGGAUUAAUUCCUUAAUUAAUAACAAAUCAAUCAAUUUGCUUUUUAAACUUUUAAUAUAACAAAUAUAGGAGGAGUAGGUUAAAUAACAACAUCCAUGUUUACUUGUUUAAAUUGCAAAUUUUCUAAUAUUCUAGCAUCUAAGAGUGCCAUUUUUGAAAUUAAUACAGUAGAUUUUGGUAUAAUAAAACUAAUAUAAAUAAUUGCUAAUGAUAUAAUAAGUGAUCUAAAAUAAGUAUCUAAUAGUUCAGGUUGUAUUAGCACUACUCUUAAAAUAGUCUUUUAGAUAUUAAAAUUUAACAAUCGGUGUUUAAGAAUAUAUUUAAUAGAAUGUCUUCAUCUAUUUUAUCAAUAUAACCAUCUAAGAUUUCAAAUAUGAUUAAUUUAACUGAUAUUUAAAUUUAUGAUUGUCUAUCUUUAAUGAAUCAAAUACUUAUAGUGCAAUUCUCAAACAAAAUCAUAGAUAAAAAUAAUUUAGAAAUACGUAAUAUCAUAAUAACAUAAAAUAUGGAUUCAUGGAUAUCAUUAUUUUCUUAAAUAGGAAAUAUAAGCUUUACAGAACUAUUAGAUAUUUCAAGUAGCUAAAAUUCAUUAUUUUAUGCUGAAAGUUGUUCAAUAUUAAUAAUUAAUAUUAGUUUAGAAGGUCUAUAUUUAUCACCAAUUUUGAAUAUUGUAAAUACACCAAAAUUAAUACUCUCAAAACUAUAAAUCAAAUACUUAUAAAGAUUUUUUGCUUUUAAUUUGAUAAUUAUUAAUUAAAUAAUAGAUAUAUAAUCAGAGGUAGUGUUGCAUUAAAUUAAUAUUUUCAAUAGUUCAACAUAUCAAGCAGAUCUUCAAAAGAUAAUAUUAUCAGACUUCAAUUUUCUAUUUAAUUUAUGUGUUGUAGUUGCUAAUUAAACAACAAAAGGAUCAGAGAAUUAACCAUUUUAUUUUUUAGAUGAGAUUCUUAAUACAUUGGAAAAACAUACAUAAAUUUUACCUUCAUUAAUUUAUAUUUAAAGUCUAUCAAAAAAGCAUUCUUUUUAUUUUAAUCAAUUAGAAAUAGUACAAAAUGAUUGUAAACAUUGCAAUAAUGGAUUAAUUUUAUUUAAUUUACUAACUUUCUACAAGAUCAAAAUAUAAGAACUAAAUUGUAAUUUCAAUAUUAUCAAAUAAUAUGGAUGCUUAAAAAUUUUAGAUGAAAAUUAAAAAUCUUUACCAAUUAAAUUAUUAAGCUCCAAUUUUAUUUAAAAUAGUGGAAGUUAAGGUAUUGCAAUAUCAUCAAAUAGCCCAAUCAUUAUUAAAUAUUGUAAUAUUAUAUAAAAUAAAGCUAUCAUAAGAGGAGGAGGCAUUUAUUUACAACUUAAUAGUAAUUAAUUUCACAUUCUAAAUUCGAUUAUUAUUUUGAAUCAAGCAAAAGAAGGUGGAGGAAUAUAUUUAAGUGGAAACAGUAAUUUGAAUUAAAAUAAUUUUAUUAAAACAUAUUUGCUUUUUAAUUAAGCUUAUGAUUAUGCUAAUAAUUUAGUUGAAAGUCCUACACAUUUAUCAUUGAUUAUAAAUUCCUUAGAAAUGCAAGUAGAUAAAUACAAAUCUGAAUAAACUUAAACNUUUAAUAGAAUGUCUUCAUCUAUUUUAUCAAUAUAACCAUCUAAGAUUUCAAAUAUGAUUAAUUUAACUGAUAUUUAAAUUUAUGAUUGUCUAUCUUUAAUGAAUCAAAUACUUAUAGUGCAAUUCUCAAACAAAAUCAUAGAUAAAAAUAAUUUAGAAAUACGUAAUAUCAUAAUAACAUAAAAUAUGGAUUCAUGGAUAUCAUUAUUUUCUUAAAUAGGAAAUAUAAGCUUUACAGAACUAUUAGAUAUUUCAAGUAGCUAAAAUUCAUUAUUUUAUGCUGAAAGUUGUUCAAUAUUAAUAAUUAAUAUUAGUUUAGAAGGUCUAUAUUUAUCACCAAUUUUGAAUAUUGUAAAUACACCAAAAUUAAUACUCUCAAAACUAUAAAUCAAAUACUUAUAAAGAUUUUUUGCUUUUAAUUUGAUAAUUAUUAAUUAAAUAAUAGAUAUAUAAUCAGAGGUAGUGUUGCAUUAAAUUAAUAUUUUCAAUAGUUCAACAUAUCAAGCAGAUCUUCAAAAGAUAAUAUUAUCAGACUUCAAUUUUCUAUUUAAUUUAUGUGUUGUAGUUGCUAAUUAAACAACAAAAGGAUCAGAGAAUUAACCAUUUUAUUUUUUAGAUGAGAUUCUUAAUACAUUGGAAAAACAUACAUAAAUUUUACCUUCAUUAAUUUAUAUUUAAAGUCUAUCAAAAAAGCAUUCUUUUUAUUUUAAUCAAUUAGAAAUAGUACAAAAUGAUUGUAAACAUUGCAAUAAUGGAUUAAUUUUAUUUAAUUUACUAACUUUCUACAAGAUCAAAAUAUAAGAACUAAAUUGUAAUUUCAAUAUUAUCAAAUAAUAUGGAUGCUUAAAAAUUUUAGAUGAAAAUUAAAAAUCUUUACCAAUUAAAUUAUUAAGCUCCAAUUUUAUUUAAAAUAGUGGAAGUUAAGGUAUUGCAAUAUCAUCAAAUAGCCCAAUCAUUAUUAAAUAUUGUAAUAUUAUAUAAAAUAAAGCUAUCAUAAGAGGAGGAGGCAUUUAUUUACAACUUAAUAGUAAUUAAUUUCACAUUCUAAAUUCGAUUAUUAUUUUGAAUCAAGCAAAAGAAGGUGGAGGAAUAUAUUUAAGUGGAAACAGUAAUUUGAAUUAAAAUAAUUUUAUUAAAACAUAUUUGCUUUUUAAUUAAGCUUAUGAUUAUGCUAAUAAUUUAGUUGAAAGUCCUACACAUUUAUCAUUGAUUAUAAAUUCCUUAGAAAUGCAAGUAGAUAAAUACAAAUCUGAAUAAACUUAAACAAAUAUUUUAAGGAUUUUUCCUUAUUUCACUAUAGAAUAAGAAGUUAAAAUAAAAACUUAUUAUUUAAAAAUACCAAGUGGCCGAUCAAUUUAGGAUUUCUAACUUUCUAUUCCUAAAAUAUCAUAGAACUAUAAACAGAUUAAGUCUAUAGAACUGAUAUUUAAAAAUAAUUUAAAUGAAUAACAGAAAAACCUAAAUAAUUCAACUUGCUCUAUAAAUGAAAAUAUUGUGAAAAAGAACGAAGUAAAAAUUGAUGGAAUUAGCCAAAAUUAAUAAUUAUUUUAUAAUCAUGAAAAAAACAAUUUUGAUUUAAGUUCCAUUUCUAUUACAAUAGAUCCAUAUAAUAAAGAUUACAAGUAUUUAGAAAUAAGUAUUAUUUGUUAAACUUAAGAAUAUAAAAAUCCUUUAAAAUAUAUCAUCUAAGCCAAAAGUUAUAAAUGCUAACUUGGAGAAUUCUAUGUUGAUAAUAGAUGUUAAAUAUGUGAAUCAAAUCAAGGAUUUUAUUCUGUAACAUAUGAUUCAAUUAAAUGUUCUAUAUUUGAUAAAGAGAAAUUUUAAGAGAUAACUUCAAAUUAAAUUAAGUUACUAGAAGGUUAUUGGAGACCAAAUUAUUUAUCAGAUUAAUCUACUUUAUGUUUUAAAAGAACAAAAUUUUGCUUAGGAGGUUGGAAUGUUGGAGAUGCAAUUUGUAGUGAAGGACAUGUUGGUGCCUUGUGUGAAGAAUGUGAUAUUUAUAAUGUUAAAGGAAAUGGAAAAUUCAUAAAAAAUUAAUAAAAUUCUGAAUGUUUUCUUUGUUUUGGAAAUCAAAAUAGCAUUAUUCCUUUUAUUUUAAAUACAGCCUGGUAAAUUUAUAAUUAAUUCUAGGGCCAUACUUUCAAUAAUUCUUACUUUAAAAAGUAUUGGAAAAUCAAAUGAUCUAUUCUUAUUAUAUAAAAUAUAAGGAAGUUUUAAUUAAAUCCUUUUUAAAUUAAAUUAAGGUAUACUAUUUAAAUAUUGUAGAUCUUGAAGGUAUUCUAAUAAAAAUGCUUAUAAAUUAUUUAUGGAUCUUUUCAGUGAUAUUCACAUUAAAUAUUAGCUUUUCUUUUUAGUUCAAUUUUGUUGAUUAAGCCAGUAAUUAAUCUUAUUCAAUGGCUAAUAAUUUAGAUUGUUAUUUAUCUGAAAUAGUAGAUAUUUAAUUAAUAUAUUCAAAAAUUAUACUCAUUUUGAUAUUGAUUUUAAUGCAAUUUAUGAUUAUAAUUUUUGGAUUGGUUAUAUUUUCAAUUCUCAUUAAAUCAAAAUUUAAAUUAAAUUAAAUAUCAAAUACUUUACUUUGUUUAUAUAUAUUUAAUUAUGCAGGAUUUAUCAAAAUGUAAACUAUUUAUAUUAAAUUAGGUUAUGCUCUUUGGUUUCAUAUAGAGAAAUAUCUACAUUUUAAUAUAUAUCAGGAGAUUUAACAUUAAAAUUUAAUACAGAAACUCAUCAUUAAUGGAUUGUUUAUUUAGUUCUUCCUGGAUUAAUUAUUUUUGGCUGUUUGAUUCCUCUAUCAUUAUUUUUAUUAAUGUAUUUUCAUAGAAAUGGAUUGGAUAAUUAUAUCUUUAGACCUCACAUAUGUUAUCUUUAUAAUGAAUAUGAAAAAGAGAGUUAUUAUUGGGAAUAAAUAAAAUUGAGUAAAAGAGCUAUCAUGAUACUAAUUUUGACAUAUUUUGAGACAAAAAUACAUUUGAAAGCAUCCUUAAUUGGAUUGAGUCUGAUUAUUUAUCAAUUAUUAGCAAUUAAGAAAAAGCCUUACAUGAUUACAAAAUUUAAUAAGUUUGAUUUGUAAACAGGUUAAAUUUGUUCAGUAUCAAUAUUUUUGUCUGCUAUAAAAUAUGAGAGUGAAUAAUUAAAUAAUAUAGUUAUAUCCCUAGCUCUUUAAAUUUGUUUAAUGGUAUUGUUUUUAAUGAUUACAUUUCCAUUUAUUGAUAGCAUAGUAAAGAUAUAUUACAAAAAAUAUAAACUAUUCAUUUUGAAAUAUUUAUAUUCAAUUUUCAAAUACUUCAGAUUGUAAUAUGUAUCAAAAAAAUUCGAAGUAAUAUUGUAGUAAAAAUAUAAAAAAGAAUAAAGAAUCAAAGAUAAUUUCUUAAAAUUAAGAAGAUUCCUUAUGAUUGUUUCAAAAAUAUAAAUUAAAAAUAGACCGUAUCUAUUUAAAAUAUAUUUAGUGCUAUUCAAACCACUAUUAAUUCAAUCCAUAAUUAUCAACAAAAAUUACUAAGCACAGAUAUACAAGGCUAGUCGAUGUUAUUAACUGGAUAAAGAUUGGAGUGA
Paramecium primaurelia is the source of this 9865-nucleotide messenger RNA. NCBI's taxonomy places the organism in Eukaryota, Ciliophora, Oligohymenophorea, Peniculida, Parameciidae. The record is from the annotation of a GenBank genome assembly.